This is a messenger RNA of Varanus komodoensis (Komodo dragon), 3414 nucleotides long. RefSeq lists its product as uncharacterized. Lineage: Eukaryota; Metazoa; Chordata; Lepidosauria; Squamata; Varanidae. Bases 501 to 1133 code for a protein of 210 amino acids. The transcript has 6 exons. The record is from RefSeq and is a predicted model, not a curated record.
GCCUCGUGACCUGCAGCCAAGAAUGGAUGGAGGAGCAACGGAGCAAUGAUAUCCCGUUUGACUCUCCACACCUUCAAGAGAGACUCAAAGAGAGCACCCAGACACCAACUGGUGCCUCAGGACCUGCAGCCGAAAAAGGGUGGAUGAACAACGGAGAAAUGAUUCCCGGUUUGACUCUCCACACCUUCAGGAGAGACUCAAAGGGAGCACCCAGACGCCAACUGGUGCUUCAGAACCUGCAGCCAAGAAAGAGUGGAGCAGCAACGGAGAAAUGAUACCUCGUUUGACUCUCCACACCUGCAAGAGAGAUUGUAAGAUUGCACCGAGACGUCAACAGCUGCUUUGUGUCCUGAAGGCGAGAAUAGACUGUAGAAAAGAUGGAGCCAAGCUGCCCUGCAAUUGUACCAUGGGCAUCGUCAGUGGGUGACUCUCCACACCUUCAAGAGAGACUCUGAGUGAGCACCCAAUCGCCUACUGGUGCCUCAUGACCGGCAACCAGAAUGAUUUGGAGGAACAUUGGACAGUGGCCUCUUCCGAUGGUACUUCUGUGGCCUCUCUGUGCCUUCUGCCAGCUACCCCACUGCAGGAGACGGGAGGGACAGAUGCCGGGCAGAAGGAGGGCCUCGCCAGCACUGAGCCACUCGGACUCCAGCUCUAGGCAGGACACACUCCAGUGGAGCAAAGCUCAGGGAGCCAAGCUACAUCUAAAGCGAAUCAAGGGGCCCAGCUCAACUCUGACUAAAGGUGCAGUGGCUCAGAAACAAGCAGUUAUGGGUGGCUUUCAAACUACAGAACAGCUGUCCCAACCUGGUGCUAUCCAGCUCUGCGGGAUCACGAUGCUCGCUGGCCAGGGACUUCUGGUUGGAAAUGACAGGCGCUGCAGUCCAGACUGGGACACACAGCAGGGCCAACUUGAAACGUUUCCUUUUUCUCUUGAAGAGGUGGUUCUUUUGCCCUUGCAUCAACUCUUUCAAGACUACAGUCCUGUACAGAAUUACCUGGGAGUGAACCCUGUUGAGACAACAUCCAUGCCUGCCUCCAUCUCCGUGAAAAAGACAUGGGACGUUCUAUCCAAACACACAGACAUGGUGCUUUCUCUCUUCCUGUUUCGAGAUGACUUCUUAUUUGUUUAAACAACCCUCGGAUAUUGGAUGCGGCGUGCCACCUGCAACCUGACCCACAGACGGGGAGGAAGCAAACUGGAAGGGUUCGGCUGACCUACACGGAAGAGAAGCAGACUUCUGCGUGUGGCAUGACAAUGCAGUAUUGCGGGAAAGGUGGGCCAGGGACAGAAAGACCUGCAGCAGAUACUCUGAUACUGAACCUUGGUUUCUGUUAGCAUGGGUUAGUGAGUUGUUGGUUGCCAAGACUUGUGAACCGAGAACUGCGAGUGAACUAUGGGUCUGCAAAGAUCGUAAAAGAUAAGGCACAGCUAAUUGCUAGCUUGUGAGCUAUGGGUUAUUUAAAAUUCCCUUUAUCAGAAGACCCGGGUUAGGACAUCCGGCACAUGGUUACUUAACACUCAAAAAUCAUCAUCCUCCCAUUAUAUGAGUAUUAUGUUUAUUCUCAAUAUCCCAUUCUGCGUCAUUGCUGCACCAGUUUGUAGAUUCUGGGCUUUGCAUGUCUGCUCUGUCCGCUUCCAUUUUAUUGUGUUUGUUUCUGUGUUAUAUUUAUACCUCCCCAUUCUCCCAUUGUGGGGGAGCUUGCGAUUCUCAGGUAGCCGCCCCUCCAAGCUCAAGCCAGCCCCAGACUUGCUUAUCUUCAACACAUAGAUACAUUAUGUGCCUUCAGACCAUACUCUGGGCCAGUGUUAUAUUAUCCCAAUCUUCAUUAUUAUUAAAUAAAUAAAUAAAUCCGCUCUGCACCCGUUUAUAGAUUUCAGGCACUCCUCAAAGGCAGCCCUGUACAAAGCAGAUUAUCAUAGUCCAGUCUAUGACUAAGCAGGAAGCACUGCAGUUGCUAUCACUACUCACUGGGUUUGGUGAAUAGGUACAGUCAGUGUUUACCCUGUCAACUUCCUUCAGCCCUAAUGCCGGAUUUAGUAGAAAGGUUCACCUUGUGCCAGUGGCCUGAACAACCACUGUGGAACACCCCAGUCCCUCCGAGGUCUGUCCUGACUGAAUGUACUGCGUGUGUUUCUACUGUAAACCUCCAGCAUUCAGUAUCGCGCUUCCUCAAGCAGCAACAGGCAUUGACCAACACCCUGAUCAAGGAUUGGAGUUCACCCAGUAGAAAGCAGAAGUGGACAGCAGCAAAAGAAAUCCACGCUGGGCGAGGGGAGGAAGGAUAUGACAGGGCUAAUUCUGCCCUAACAGUCCAGAAUGGAAUUAAGAUGAAAUUAUAAAAGCCACGGACCCAACCCUUCUGCUGAGAUGGAAGCUGCCAGGAAAGUCCCUGGUGAUUUUUCAGAAGACAGGCGCCUUCAGAAUCAGAGAUCAGGUUGCCAGGGCCUUCAAGACUAAACUUUCGCUUGGCAAAACUCUGCACUUUGCCACCUCCAACCAAUCGAAGUCAAUUCCGAGAUGUUUGCUUCAAGGAGCACGCAUGACUUCCGAUCCUGAAUGGCUACUAACGUACCCCACUUCUUGGCUGGGGGCUAGGGGGGCUCCAUCCUCUGCUGAUGACGCAUCAUGGGGGCAAGAGCUGUACCUGCCUCAGCCGAGUCUGAGAAACCCCCUGCUCCAAGCCCCCUCCCAAUAGCUGCAUAUCUUGGUGAUUCCCAGAGGCCACCCACCCACCUGGGGAGUCUGGCCUUGAGCUAAGCAUCCCAGCUUCUCCUUCUCAGAGUCUCAGCUUGGCUUACAGGCUCCUUCCAGUUCCCCUUCGAUUCUGAUUCCACUAAAGUCCAGCCAGCAGCCCUUGAGAACGGACACCCAAGGCAGCCAUCUUUCUCUCUCUCAUCUUUCUCUCUACCUUGGGAGAGGUGGAGCUUGCAGAGAGCUCCUUGAGCCUGAGAAAUGGAGUCUUAGGAAGGGGAUAAAGAGAAUUCAACUUGGAGUCAACUUUUGGUAUGCAAAAGAACUAGCUCCACAGUUGGAGAGCAUUAAUUCGACAGCCAUCUCUUGUUAACUACCUUUAAGAUAAUAGAUAUUGUAGUUAGAAGCCUCCUGGCAUGAUCAGGUGGGAAAGAGAAAGGAGAGAGGCUGCGGGGAGAGAGGUGCCAACUCAGGACAAUCACCUGGCUCACAGCACCUGUCACCCAAGGCCUAAUGGUAAGACCAGCCCUGCCUCUCCCUCCCACUUUGCAGCUUUGAACCUAAAGUUUCCUGUUAAGCGAUGCUUAGGGAAGUGGAACGUGCUUUUCAAAAGUCUCGCCCUUUUUACUGCAAAGUGCUAAGAAAAGGAAGAAAAAUUCACCUCUGGGCCCAUUCAAGGGAAGGGGGAGGAAAAAAUAUUUCCUGUCCUGGUUGACUU